This is a messenger RNA of Haliotis rufescens (red abalone), 5559 nucleotides long. RefSeq names its product glycosylphosphatidylinositol anchor attachment 1 protein-like. The coding region runs from base 138 to 2222 and encodes 694 amino acids. The record is from RefSeq and is a predicted model, not a curated record. Gene Ontology annotation, biological process: attachment of GPI anchor to protein. Gene Ontology annotation, cellular component: membrane; GPI-anchor transamidase complex. The transcript is spliced from 13 exons. Lineage: Eukaryota; Metazoa; Mollusca; Gastropoda; Lepetellida; Haliotidae.
ACCGGAAGAGAGUUCCCGGCAAGUGUUUUUCUGUUUACAGGUUACAGGCCACCGUCAUAUAGCUGGAAUAUUGCUGAGUGCGGCGAUAAACAACCAACCCAUCCUCAGAAUUAUUUAUUUAAUCAAGCCAGCUGAUCAUGGGGCUGUUGACAGACCCCAAACAGAGGCAGCGGCUUGUGGCCAUUAUCUCCAAGUACAACCAGAAGCUGAGCAUCCUGCUGUACGUGGCGGGACUGGUCUGGUUCCUCCUCCUUGCGUACCAGCCCCUCAACGCCAGCACCUACUUCUCCGAGAACGCCCUGCUUCCGGGUCUCGUGGAGAACGAGUUCUACAACGAUGCUGAGAUCAGCAACUUUAAUAAACAGCUGAUGGAACAGCUGAAGAAGGAUGAAAAGACAACUCCUAAAGACUGGAUCUAUGAGCAGUUCCGGAGUUUUGGUCUGGAUGUCUACACGCAGAACUUUUCACUGAAAUACCCAUUUGGGCCAGUCGAUAAAGAGAUCCCAGGGAGGAACAUCUAUGCGAUCCUGCGAGCUCGCCGCUCGUCUAGCACUGAGUCUGUCGUAAUAUCAGCGCCACUCCGUCCCUGGCUGGCUGAGGAUGAGCAGACCAGUGGGGGCAUCGCCGUCAUGAUGGCGCUAGCGAGACACUUCAGAAACAAGCCCUACAUAGCCAAGGAUAUCAUCUUCCUGAUGCCAGAGUAUGAUGAGGUGGGGAUGCAGGCCUGGUUGGAUGGCUAUCACGGGACCACGUCGGAGUUCAUCUUCCCUGGCCGACUACCCGGACGUAGUGGUCAGAUCCAGGCCGCUCUGAACCUGGAGAUCCCCCCUGAGAAGACAGCCUAUCUCAACAUUAAACUGGAGGGCAUCAACGGUCAGCUCCCCAACCUCGACUUCGUGAACCUCGUAGUCCGUCUCUGCCGCAAGGAAAGAGUCAAGGUCACACUCAACAAGAUGGACGACUACAUGUACGACCCUGAGACGUUCGAAGGCUACACCCAUGCUCUGAAGACCAUGUUGAACAUGAUGUGGUAUCAGGCAUCUGGCUCCCCUACAGGCAACCAUGGACUGUUCCACAGGUUUCACAUUGAGGCUCUGACCUUGAGUGGGGAACCUGAGAAGAGGGGAAGAAGUGUUGGACUGGACAAGUCAGGAAGGAUCGUGGAGGGCGUGUUCCGCAGUCUGAACAACCUCCUGGAACGUUUCCACCAGUCCUUCUUCUUCUACAUCCUGUCAGGCACGCAGAGGUACAUCUCCAUCGGCAUCUACAUGCCCCCCUUCGCCCUCAUGGUGGCCGCUGGCCUCAUCAAGGCCCUAGCAUUGUGGAUUGGCGCCGACUCCUCUCAGAAGAAGCCAGAGGCUGAUUCAGCAGCUGUUCAAGAUGCAGAUAAGGAUGGAGAGAAGAGUGAAGAAGACAAAGCGGAGAAGAAAAAGGAAGAGCAGAAAAAGGAAGAUUCGGAGCAGAAAAAGAAGGAAAAGAGAGAGAAAAUGGAGAAAGAAAAGAAGAAGUUGGAAGAAGAUGAGGAAGAAGAUGAGGAAGAGGAGGAGGAAGAAGAAGGAGAGAUAGGAGAUGAAUCUGAAAUGCCCCAGCAGGUCGGACUCCGUAGCCUGCUGCCGGUCGUCUUCAUCUGCAUGCUGCUCGGCUUCCUGGCAUACUCCGGACCUAACCUCAUGGCCCAGUUCUCCACGCCGUUCCGGCUGCGCGUGCAGGACUCGCUGCUGUUUGGUCUCCUGGCUCUCUUCUGUGCCUCUCUGCUGUAUCCCAGGAUGAUCAAAAAGAAGUACAACGAGUCGGACAAGUUCCAGGUGGACUGGCAGACGCUGAAGAGCAUCGGCCUCAUCCUGCUGUCCCUCAUCCUGUUUGCCAUCGCCCUGAUGAACAUCUCCCUGGCCUUCUUCCUCACGGCCACCAUGAUGCCCGUCUGCACGUUUGUCGUCCCCACAAAGAGCAGGAUUCUGACAUGGCUUCAGAAGCUGCUGCUACUGCUAGUGUCCCCUGCAUCGUUCCUCUUCAUCAGCGCUGUCAUUUACACCCUCGUGCUGGGGGACAAGUACAGCGGCUACCUGGACCUGCUGAUGUCGUCGUGGAUGUACGUGAAGCAGAGUGUGUUGAUGAGGCUGCUGGACCAGUGUUUCUUCGGGAGCUGGACCUACACAGUGAUGAGUCUCGUCGUCUUCCCCAGCUGGUUGAUGUUCUGGGGGGUGCCUCACUGUGAGCCCUAGGGGUGCAUGGGGGGGGACAGUCUAGUCGUUGUUGUUUAUUUAUAAGGGAACAGUUCAAAAGCUGAAUGUCGAAUAAAAAUCUUAAUUGUUUUUGUUAAGGAAAGGGAGGUUAACAAGUCGGCAAGAUUUCCAUCAGACAUAACAAGUCAGUUCAAAUAACAAAUAACAGCUCUAAUCAUCAUUUUUUCUUUGAAUAGGAAAGGAAUUUAAAUGAGUAGAGUACAAAGGCAGUCAUUUUGAAAUACUCCCAAGUUUUGCCACACCAACAACUCUGGAUAUUAUUGCAAUGUAGCCUUCAUUGACAAAAGAAUCUCUUUGAGGGUUGUCAGCAUUUUCUGAACGAAAUUUUGGAGGGAGGCAUGUCUUAAAACUUAAUGAAUUAAGGCAAUUAUUCUAUAUUGAAAUUUUGAAAUGCUCCCCAAGUGCACGUAGACGUUGAAUGUACGGGACCUGGUAUGACAACUGGGUUGAGAUUUGACAUCAUUACAUGAAUCUGACAAGUGAAAACUGCUGAAAUAUUAUUUCCAUUUAAUUUAAUAAAAAGUGGAACAUAAAUUAUUUCAUCUGAAACUGUAAACUUUAGAAUUACUGCAUUACAUAGAAUAUUUGUUUUUUAGAUCAACAAUGUUGUAAUUAUUUUCAACAGGUAAGGUCAGAUUAUUUAUAAUGUAUUUUGCUGAAUAAGACUAUGUUUUCAAAGUUGGCUUAAACUAUUGCAGUUCAUGAAAUGUGUUCAUAGCAUAGCGUAUUCGCCGUAAUAAACGCCCUGGGCAUUUGACAUAGGGGUGCUUAUUAAAACAAGUUAAAUUUAUGACAAUGAAAUAAUAAUUUGUAUAGCGCCUAAUUUCCAUCAUACGGUGCUCAAUAGCGCUGAAAUUUGUAGUUCUUAAGUCGAGCAGUAUAUAUUAAACGUAGUUCAAACGUCAAUGAAACUAAACCUUUUUCGAUAAUAGUUACUUGGCAGUCAUAUAUCCCUUUUAUACUCCUGUGUUUUCUGUAAUGAAUCUAUAAUUUACACAAAUAACGAAUAAAUGUUUGGGCUAAAAGAUUACAUACAGACUGCUCUAAUUGCUAAGGGGGCACUUAUUGGAGCGGGGCGUUAAGUACAACGAAUACGGUACUUGUACGUGUUGUGUGUUCCUUCUUCUUGGACAAUGCAGGAUUUGAGUGCUAAUCCUAAUCUUAAUAGUGAAAUGGUGGUACUUCUGUUACUACAAACAAGCGGGGCAAGUAUGGGCCUGUAGACAACAGUUCAGCAAUAAGCGGAUACUGCCCCUCGCAUUUACUUGGCCAACACUGAUACGAGGAUUUAUUUCAGUUGUCCAUUUUGUUGUGAGCAGUGAACAUGAUUAAUUUAUUACCAGAAUAUCUGAUACCAUGCUGUAUGUUUUAAUCCCGGACUUUUAAUGAUGAUCUGGUGAUCUCAGUAUAGUCAAGUACAUCACUUGUUGUUGUAAUGGUCACAAGUAAUCCAUCACAAGAUUUUGUGUUGGGCAUCUCAAUGAGGUAGCGUUCUGAAACUUGUGGAGCUGAUCAGGUGACAAACCUGUGGUCGACAGUGUGAGCAGGCUAUAUAAUCAUGAGUCGAAUUAUGUUGUGUCUUCUGUCUAAGUGAGUGGUCAUGGCGCUGCAUUAUUAUCAUACUGGUCAGUUGAUCAGUGCGUUCAAAUUUCAUUCUCAGCUCCCUGGGGAGUAUACAAUUCAAGCUGCCUUGUGAGGCACGAGAGGGCUUAUAGUCACAUCAACAUCUCAUUCCGAGUGGAUAGUCAUACACUGCGUGAACAUGAUGAGACGAGUGUUGGCAAAUAUUCAUCCUUGUAAGAUUAGGUUCAUCAGGGGAUUCACGAUGAAUUCAUUCUUGCAAGUCAACCAGGUGAAUGGGCAGAGGUGGAUGCGGUCAAAUGCAUCACAAUCAUCACCAAGCCACUAACACCCGAACUGGAAACCAGGUUGAAUUUCUUGCAGUCACGGUGAAUGUGCGAAAUAUAGUCCAUGAAAUAGAUCAACUUGUAAUCUUUGGAUGGAUUUUGCUGUAAAUUUGCGAAAAAAUGUCCCCUAAACAAAAGCUGCCAUUAUGGCUGUAUGCGUCCAAUGUGCAGUGCUAUUCGAUUGUCUUUGUUUCAGUUAAUGAAAGCUUACCUACUGGUAGUCAUGUGACAAGUUUGUAAAACGAUAAUGACCAGGUAAUCCUCUCCAGGACCCCGUUCCACCAACCUAUCUUAGCGCUAAGACAAUCGUAAGUCUAUGUUGCAGGUUUGUUUGUCUGUUGUUUAAUGCCGCACUCAGCAAUAUUCCAGCUAUAUGACGGUGGUCUGUGAAUAAUGAAGUCUGGACCAGACAAUCUAGUAAUUGACAUCAUGAGCAUCGAUCUAUGCAAUUGGGAUACGAUGACAAACAUCAACCAAGUCAGCCAGCCUGACCACCCGUUAGUUGUUUAUGACAGACAUAGUCGACUCUUACAGCAUGAGUUGCUGAAGACCUGUUCUUACACCGGAUCUUAACGGGUCCAGAUGUUGAGUUAAGAUGUUCUUGGCACUAAGAUCAGUUUGUGGAAUGGAGUCCUGGAUCUUCACUGCCUUGGAAUCUCUGAGGAGGGGUAGUGGAGUGACUUCAUGCUAUGCAGCAUAGUGAUGCGUUUGACGACAUGAUCAUGUUCCUAGAUUGACCACUCACUGUGUUGCUUAUAUAUUAACAUGUACGUUAUUUGUGGAACAAAUGACUUAGUAGAAUGGAACAGUGUGCAAUUGAAUGUUGUUUCUGUGUCGUGAUUUCACAAAGGCAAGAUCAAAUUAUUUUCAUAUUUCACUGACAUAAUCUACCAUAACUUUUGUAAAAAUGAAAAGUACUAUAUUCUUAUACUUUUUGGGAGUAAAGCUUUUAUUUCAGGUGGGUUGAAAAUUAACCCCAAUCAUCCCAUAAUAGCACCAAAACCUGUAAAACAAGACAUAUUGGUCUGGCUUCAGCAGUUUAGGAAUGCUUAGGAAGAAACAUUGUUGGAAUAAGUUUGCAGCUACAAGUUUAUGGUUUUGCUCAGAACAAAGAAAAAUGAAUGUUUAGUUUUUCUUGAAGAUUCAAUCAUGCUUAUCAAUGUUCAUGCACUUUCACUUGUAUGUAUUAUAUGUGUGUGUGCGUGAUGCUAUGGUCGUUGUUGAAUGUUUGAUGUCAGUGAAUCACAUUCCCACUCAACUAUGCAUAUUCUUGUUACUCUAUUUCUAGAAUAAAUAUUUUACUGAAAAACUAAACUUCGUGAUUUUUCUAUAGAUCUGUAUCCAGGAUAGAGGAAAUAUUCAUGCAUUGUUAAUUUACCUUGUUCAAUUUCUGGAUUCCAUUUCUGAUA